This is a messenger RNA of Lathyrus oleraceus (garden pea), 627 nucleotides long. RefSeq lists its product as uncharacterized. Gene Ontology annotation, molecular function: aspartic-type endopeptidase activity. The annotation marks the transcript as partial. The record is from RefSeq and is a predicted model, not a curated record. The transcript is spliced from 2 exons. Gene Ontology annotation, biological process: proteolysis. NCBI's taxonomy places the organism in Eukaryota, Viridiplantae, Streptophyta, Magnoliopsida, Fabales, Fabaceae.
CCUUACAAACCACCUAUACCUUACCCUCAAAGGCUUGUUAAAACCAAAGAUGUAGGUCAAUUUAGAAAAUUUGUUGAUCUCCUUAAGCAAUUAAACGUUACAAUUCCAUUUACCGAAGCUAUUACGCAGAUGCCCUCAUAUGAUAGUGAAACCGUUACACUCCCUGCCGAAUGUAGCGCUAUAAUCCAAAACAUGCCCCCUAAACUCAAGGAUCCAGGUAGCUUCUCUAUACCCUGUCACAUAGGAAAAUUUGUCAUCGACAAAGCCUUAUGCGAUUUAGGAGCCGGAAUUAGCGUUAUGCCUUUAUCCAUAUGUAAGAGACUGGAAAUGGGAGAAUUAAGACCGACCAAGAUGUCUGUACAACUAGCAGAUCGUUCCAUCAAAUAUCCUGUAGGAAUCCUUGAGAACGUUCCCGUACGCAUAGGUCAGUUUUACAUUCCCACUGACUUCACAAUUAUGGAUAUUAGAGAAGAUGAUACUACACCUAUUAUACUAGGAAGACCAUUCUUAGCAACUGCCGGUGCAAUCAUAGACGUAAAACGAGGAAGACUCACCUUCGAAGUAGGUGAAGAGAAAAUUGAAUUCAUUCUUUCCAAAUUCUUGAAAGCACCUGCAAUAGAAGAUACA